Drosophila biarmipes is the source of this 627-nucleotide messenger RNA. RefSeq lists its product as uncharacterized. NCBI's taxonomy places the organism in Eukaryota, Metazoa, Arthropoda, Insecta, Diptera, Drosophilidae. The record is from RefSeq and is a predicted model, not a curated record. Bases 50 to 355 code for a protein of 101 amino acids. The transcript is spliced from 2 exons.
AGGCAGCUUGAAAAUCGCGAAGAACAUAAAUCUUAUUUCGACCAACAAAAUGAAAUUCACUUUGCUCCUGCUCAUCGCCAGCGUUGCCUGCAUUGUGGCCGCACCCGCACCGGCUCCCGCCGCCGAGGAGCAACAAGAGUCCGCCGUGAAGGCCAAGAGGGGCUUGUCACUGGGCUUGGGUUACCACGCCCCCCUGGUGACCCAUUCGCAUUACAUCGCCGCCCCCACGGUGGUGCACCACGCUCCGAUAAUCUCGCAUGCACCGCUCAUCGCCCACGCGCCUCUGAUUGCCCACCACCCGAUAUCCUCGGUCUCGUACCACCUGCCUAGCUACCACUCCAUCCACCACUUCUAAUUUCCUCGGCGGCACCAACAAGUCACCUUUGAUUUUCAACAGCACACCCCAAUUUUCAUAAAUGCAUUCGAAUUCCAAACAAAGAGUCCAAACAAUUCCCCAAUGCUUUGUAAAUAAACGUUCAAGUCAAGUGCGGUUUCCUUAAGGUUUUGCUCUAUUUUAUUGGCAUUAAGAUUGGUAUUUAAUGGGAUUGAAGAUUGGUCCAGAUAUUAAACAGCCAAAUUAUAUUGAAACCAACGUCGUAAAUCGAUCACAUCUGUAAUCUCACCAAA